Molecule: messenger RNA, 1753 nt
Organism: Onychostoma macrolepis
Lineage: Eukaryota; Metazoa; Chordata; Actinopteri; Cypriniformes; Cyprinidae
Exons: 1
Coding region: 468-1466 (332 amino acids)
Source: RefSeq, a predicted model, not a curated record
UGGGUUAUGGAGUUAGUAGCAUAAUAAAUUAGAUUCAGUAAUGCUCAAAAAGUAAUUAUAUCAUGAUAUACUCACCCUCAUGUUGUUCCAAAACCUGCAUGACGUUUUUUUUUCUGCAGAACACAUGAUGCGUAUGUUUCUGUGCAUAUAUACAUACAAAUUCUGUGUGUAAUGGAAAUCAGUUGCACAACAGUGCGAUUUCAUCAGAUGCAUGAAUGAAAACAAUUGGAGUUUUUGUAUUUCAAACUAUCACUUAAUCAAUAAAUCACUAAAGCUUGAACUAAAAUUACUGAUAGCUUGCAAGUUUAUUCUUAACAUUGACAAAUAAACUGAACAUAAUCAAAAAGAAAUGAUCAUUCUAAAUGAAAGAACAAUGUGGAUUUUCCUUUCUCAUGAAUUACAGACAGUAAGACAGUUAUUCACACUUAAGACAGCUCAAUCACAUAAUAUGUGUGUUUGCAUGGGACAUGGGAAUGAUGAGCCUUCUGAGAUGUGAAUUUUUGUCCCACUCAUUCUCAGAACAUCCUACCAGGGAUAUUGGGCGAAAGCUGAAAGUAGCUCUGAAGGAGCAGCUACGAAUUAUUCAUGAGAAGAUUGAAGCCAAAAAGAUUGCCAAACUAGCCCUUGCUGAGGUCCGUAGUGUUUUGGCUCAAGAGGAAGAGGAGAGACAAGCUGCUCUUGCUGCCAAAAAACUCAAAGAAGAGGCAGAAGCUAAGCUUGAAGAGGAACGAAUACAAAGAGAACAAGAGCACAAACUAGCCAAGGAGAAAGCAGAGAGAGAAAGAGUGGGACAAGAAAAACUAGCCAAAGAAAAAGCAGAAAAAGAAAAGAUGGAGAAAGAGACUAAAGAAAAGACAGAAAAGGAAAGACUGGCCAAAGAAAAAGCAGAAAAAGAAAGACCCACUAAAGAAAAAGCGGAGAAAGAAAGGGCAGAAAAGGAAAAACUUGAAAAAGAAAAGGCAGAAAAAGAAAAAAUGGCUAAAGAAAAAGCAGAAAAGGAAAGACUUGAGAAAGAAAAGGCAGGGAAAGAAAGACUGCAGAAAGAGAAAGCAGAGAAAGAAAGACUGGCCAAAGAAAAGGCAGAAAAGGAAAUAUUGGAGAAAGAGAAAGCAGAAAAAGAAAAAGAAAGGCUGGCUAAAGAAAAAGCAGAAAAAGAGAGAUUCGCUAAAGAAAAAGCAGAAAAAGAGAGAUUCGCUAAAGAAAAAGCAGAAAAAGAGAGAUUGGAGAAAGAGAAAGCAGAAAAAGAAAGGCUGGCUAAAGAGAAAGCAGAAAAAGAAAGAUUGGAGAAAGAGAAAGCAGAAAAAGAGAGACUCGCUAAAGAAAAAGCAGAAAAAGAAAGAUUGGAGAAAGAGAAAGCAGAAAAAGAGAGAAUCGCUAAAGAAAAAUCUGAAAAAGAAAGACUGGAGAAAGAAAGCAGAAAAAGAAAGAUUGGAGAAAGAGAAAGCAGAAAAAGAGAGACUCGCUAAAGAAAAAUCUGAAAAAGAAAGACUGGAGAAAGAGAAAGCAGAAAAAGAGAGACUCGCUAAAGAAAAAUCUGAAAAAGAAAGACUGGAGAAAGAGAAAGCAGAAAAAGAAAGAUUGGAGAAAGAGAAAGCAGAAAAAGAGAGACUCGCUAAAGAAAAAGCAGAAAAAGAAAAAGAAAGGCUGGCUAAAGAAAAAGCAGAAAAAGAGAGAUUGGAGAAAGAGAAAACAGAAAAAGAGAGACUCGUUAAAGAAAAAGCAGAAAAAGAAAGACUGAGAAAGAGAAAGCAGA